Molecule: messenger RNA, 1767 nt
Organism: Cricetulus griseus (Chinese hamster)
Lineage: Eukaryota; Metazoa; Chordata; Mammalia; Rodentia; Cricetidae
Source: RefSeq, a predicted model, not a curated record
AUGUCAACUGAGACAGAACUUCAAGCAGCUGUGAAAACCAGCACCAAGAAAGACUCCAGGAAGAAAGGUCAGGAUCGCAGUGAAGCCACUUUGAUAAAGAGGUUUAAAGGUGAAGGGGUCCGGUACAAAGCCAAACUGAUUGGGAUUGAUGAAGUUUCUGCAGCUCGGGGAGACAAGUUAUGUCAAGAUUCCAUGAUGAAGCUCAAGGGUGUUGUUGCUGGCGCUCGUUCCAAAGGAGAACACAAACAGAAAAUCUUUUUAACCAUCUCCUUUGGAGGAAUCAAAAUCUUUGAUGAGAAGACAGGGGCCCUUCAGCAUCACCAUGCUGUUCAUGAAAUUUCCUACAUUGCGAAGGACAUCACGGAUCACCGGGCUUUUGGAUACGUUUGUGGGAAGGAAGGGAAUCACAGAUUUGUGGCCAUCAAAACAGCCCAGGCGGCUGAACCUGUGAUUCUGGACUUGAGAGAUCUCUUUCAACUCAUUUAUGAACUGAAGCAAAGAGAAGAAUUGGAAAAAAAGGCACAAAAGGAUAAGCAGUGUGAACAAGCUGUGUACCAGACAAUUUUGGAAGAGGAUGUUGAAGAUCCCGUGUACCAGUACAUUGUGUUUGAGGCUGGACAUGAACCAAUCCGUGAUCCUGAAACAGAAGAAAACAUUUACCAGGUUCCCACCAGCCAGAAGAAGGAAGGUGUUUAUGAUGUGCCAAAAAGUCAACCUGUAAGUAAUAGCCAGCCAUUGGAGGAUUUUGAAGAGCGUUUUGCUGCAGCCACGCCGAACAGACAUCUGUCAGUGGACUUUGAUGAGCUUCUUGAGGCAACCAAGGCUGUGACCCAAUUAGAACUUUUUGGAGACAUGUCCACCCCUCCUGAUAUAACCUCUCCCCCAACUCCAGCAACCCCAGGUGAUGCCUUUCUCCCGUCGUCAUCCCAGACGCUUCCGGGGAGUGCAGAUGUGUUUGGCUCUGUGUCUUUUGGCACUGCUGCUGUACCCUCAGGUUAUGUCGCUAUGGGCGCCGUCCUCCCAUCCUUCUGGGGCCAGCAGCCCCUCGUUCAACAGCAGAUCGCCAUGGGUGCUCAGCCACCCGUUGCUCAGGUGAUGCCAGGAGCUCAACCCAUCGCAUGGGGCCAGCCAGGUCUCUUUCCUACCACCCAGCAACCCUGGCCUACUGUGGCCGGGCAGUUCCCGCCAGCCGCCUUCAUGCCCACACAAACUGUUAUGCCUUUACCAGCUGCCAUGUUCCAAGGUCCCCUCACCCCCCUUGCAACCGUCCCAGGCACGAAUGACUCUGCCAGGUCAAGUCCACAGAGUGACAAGCCCAGGCAGAAAAUGGGGAAGGAAAUGUUUAAGGAUUUCCAGAUGGUCCAGCCUCCACCAGUGCCCUCCCGUAAGCCUGACCAGCCCUCCCUGACCUGUACCUCAGAGGCCUUCUCCAGUUACUUCAACAAAGUCGGGGUGGCACAAGAUACAGAUGACUGUGAUGACUUUGAUAUCUCCCAAUUGAAUUUGACGCCUGUGACUUCCACCACACCGUCCACAAAUUCACCUCCAACCCCAGCCCCUAGGCAGAGCUCUCCAUCUAAAUCAUCAGCAUCCCAUGCCAGUGAUCCGAACUCAGAUGACAUCUUUGAAGAAGGCUUUGAAAGUCCCAGCAAGAGCGAAGAACAAGAGGCUCCUGAUGGAUCACAGGCGUCCUCCACCAGUGAUCCAUUUGGGGAGCCCAGUGGUGAGCCCAGUGGUGAUAAUAUAAGUCCACAAGACGGUAGCUAG